AUCACAACAUUAGCAACAUCGACGCUUGUCACGCAGUCUGCUCGUCAGGCGAAAAUUUUAAAAAUUGAUUGAUUCAGACCUGGCCCAGAGCCCCAGUGACAGGUGGGGGCCCCCCCUUUUCACGGAACAGUCUCACGUGCAUGAUGCCACGAACAAGCUCUUCUCACGAGCGUCCACAGCACGCGCAUAUUUUGGACCUAAUUUGGACUCUGCACUAAAACUAUACCUUUUUUUAAAAAAAAAAAAAAACUUUCUUGAAUUGGUCAUCUCUAAAUAACCUGCAUAAUUUGGACCACCUCGCCGUGGUAUUGAGACCGGAGAAGCCUACCCUGGAUUAUACUUUAUACCUUAUUUUGCCAACAAGAAGAUUGUACGGAUUUGUCAUCGUUUGAGAUGUCUUUCAUAUUAGAAGCAAUAUCGCUCAAACGUUUGAGUUCGAAGGAGUAGCAGAACUCUUUACUCUAAUACAGCAAGAAAUUUAUCUACAAGUUCGAAAAAUUCAUUCAAGCAUCAGGUCUGACUUCUUUGUGCGGAAACGGGUCGUUUCUUGUGGAUUAACCAUAGACUGCACAUCUAGAAACCUACAUUACAGAGCGCAGCGAAAGGGGUCCUUUACCGUUUUGUUGGACCUUUGAUGCUGGAGGAUUGGCUUAUAAAGACAAUGUAUGCCACCAAGCGAAGACGCCGCACAGUGAAAAGCGUAAAGACACCCAGCAAAGAGCCCCCAAAGAGCAACCCCAGCAAGCGCCACAGGGAGAGGCUGAAUGGCGAGCUGGAUCACCUGGCUAGCCUGCUGCCCUUUGAGCAGAGUGUCAUCUCAAAGCUGGACAAACUUUCCAUCCUACGUCUGGCCGUGUCAUAUCUCCGCACGAAAAGUUUCUUUCAGAGCGUACUUCCGGCGCGGUAUGGCAUUGAAAGUCACCUCAUGUCCAGAUCUCAUCUCUUCCACGAGCCUGGGUUCUCCGAGGGAGAGAGCAUCCUCCAGGCUCUGUACGGAUUCCUUUUUGUAGUGACGUGUGAAGGGGAGGUCUUCUUUGCCUCCAGGACCGUGGAGCAGUAUCUUGGCUUUCACCAGUCUGACAUUAUCCACCAGUCCGUGAUGGAGCUGAUUCACUCGGAAGACAGGGAAGAGUUUAAGAGACAGCUGACCUGGAACUCAAUGCUGCCAUCAGACAAGUCAGCGCUCACUCUACACGAGACAAUGCUGCCAGAAAACAUGAACCACCUACACAGAUCUUUCACUGUCAGAUUUCGUUGCCUGCUAGACAACACAUCAGGAUUCAUUACGUUAGAGAUCAACGGGUGGAUCCGAGUCUUGCACGGACAGGGUCCAAGAGCCGAGGAGCCCCAACUUGCCCUGUUCGCCACGUGCUCGCCCUUCGGACCUCUCAGCCUGUUCGACAUUCCGUCCCGAGAGAUGACCUUCAAAACCAAACAUAAAAUGGAUUAUUCGCCCGUGACAAUGGACAACAGAGGCAAAGCAAUGUUCGCUUAUACCGACCAAGAACUGGCUACAAAAUCUGGCUAUGACCUGAUUCACCCCGAUGAUUUGAAUUACUUCUCGUCUGCGCACAAUGAACUUAUCAAGACCGGAAGCUCGGGUUUGAUCUCAUACCGCUGGCAGACCAAGCAUCAGCACUGGGUGUGGCUGCAGUCCAGUUGCAAGGUCAUAUAUAAAAACAGCAAGCCAGACUUCAUCAUUUGCACGCACAGACAACUGACGGAAGAUGAAGGUCAUGACCUUUUUGGAAAGCGCGGCAACGAGUUCAAACUUCCGUAUCCACUGCUGGACAUUGACAUGUGCUCGGGUUUCGGGUUUGGCGACGAUGACCUGGUCACCAAGUCCAAGUCCAGCAAGAGCAAGAAAAAGUCCAACAGCGCCAGCCCUGGAGCCAACGCCGGCACAGCCAACGGCGCCCAGAGCAACGGCGCCCCGGCCAACUACGCCAGCGCCGGCGGAGGAGGAGGUAAAGACUAUCAGGGUGGUAAGAGGCGGAAAUCAGCGGCGUGCCUCAUAGGGGGGAUACCUCCUUACUGCUCGUACCCCACUGGCUUCACUGCUUACGAUGGCGGAGGAGGUGGGGAAAUGAAACCUCCAGAAGCCGUGUAUCCAUACGCCGCCAACAACUUUGGUUUUGAGGCGGAUUUGUACAGACCACAGGGAUAUAGUUCCUUGACUCCAUAUCCAACAGCAGAUCCCUACAAACUAGACAUGGAUAAGCAUGGAUAUUUCCUGGAUCAUAGACAAUACCAGCAUUCCUCUUUCCCAUAUCCGAACAACGGUUACUCUGAAUUCGUCCCGUCCACGAAAUAUGGAUACGAUGUUCCGAAAUAUGGAUUUGAUUCCUACAGUCUGGACUUGAGCAAACGCGUAGAUUGUGGGGACAUCUCACAGUUUCAUCCUCGAUACCCAUUCGAUUACCAUCACCACUCGUACCAUCCUCUGGACCACCCUCCGCUUCACACUACGGAAUUUACAGCUCCGCGACUCAGCUCGUUGGACGCCGUAGAUCUCCGAAACUCGGCGGCGCUGUUCGGUUCCAAUUCGUUCAUGAACACUGUAGAGACACCUUGCGCCUCUUCGUCGCCGUGUUCGGCAGCUUCCGUCUUCAAGGCCGUUCCGAGCUCUAAUCACAUGAUCGGAAAAGACCAAUCCCUGUCGAAACUGCAUAAACUUGGAAACGGAAUGGGAAUGAUGGACGCCUCGCCUAAUCCCAUGCCUUACGACAUGCCCAGCGCCCUGCCGCACAACACCGUCAUCAAGUCUACGAGGCACCAGGAUUCUGGCCUCCUCCCCAGCAACCAUCUCCAGGGUCAACAGGACGCAGACAGUGUCAUUCCCCACCAGCAAGAUGAUCGAAUGCUCUGGAACUCUUGCAGCAAGAAUGCUGGGAACGAAGCGAUGGUCAUGUCUUCAGUGGAAACGAAUCAACAACAGAGCGGUGAUAUGGUGGUCACGCCAAAGUGCAGGAGUAACGUGGACCAGGGCGCAGAGGUCGAAUCCCGGAUCGAUUGUGGCGAAGAUAUCAUGAAAAAUAACGAAAACCAGUUGAGGAUGACCAACAAGGAGUCAGCCAUAACCGGAAUUCCAGUUUCUGUGGUGAAGCAGUCUCCAUGGUUACACACCAAUGUCAACAACAAUCACAACAUCCUGAACAACAACAACACCAGUGUCAACAAUGGUGGUCACCUGGCCAACAUGAACGGUAACUCCGGCUUGAACAAUGCCAAUAACCUGCUCCUGUCGGAGAGGGAAUGGGGAAGUAAUAACGACUACUACAGCAAGACCCCACGAGUUCUCUUCCCUGAUCCCUGCCAUUCGGUCAAGCACCUAGGAUUAAAGGUUUAUGAAAGGGGGGAUAACCCGCUCUUGAGUUUCUCCGAGAUGACCCACACGCUGAUGAGCUCUACGCACUGACCUACACAAACUUGCUGACCAUAUUCACUCACUGACCACCCCUCAGCCUAAAAUUGAUUCUACUCGCCCCACCGAGGACAUUCAGCACGGUGUUGACCGCUCCACUCGCCAAGCCAGUGUUGAGAUUGGUCCCUAAGAAAAGGUUCUACUCUGAUAAGGCCAUGUUGAUUUAUGAAAAUCGAUAAUCGGCUGGGGAUAAUGAUAGGUGUGUUUUUAUCCCUUGGACACGCAAUGGGAUGUUUACUUCGAAGUGAUUGGAUGCUGGCACGUCAAUUGUCAUUCUAAUCUCCGCCCACUGUUCUAUAUCAAUAUGUUUGGACUAUCGUUCUUAGGUUUCAAGAGCUUUAAACAGAACUCUUCAAAUGGGGAAGUCUCUAAAUGCGUCUCAUGUACACUGUCCCGUCAUAGGCACUUGAUACAAGCUGUGUACACACUUUUGUUGAAUAGAAUUGUGGAUGUUUGAAGCUUGAAUGGCGUAUCCUCCUGUAUCAUGUCCUAUCCUGCUUUGUUAUACACAUUCAUCGUAUCGUAUCAUAUCAAAUGACUACAGGAAGCAAGUUUUUACUUCAUAGGCGUAUCGUCACCAUCCUUUCAAAGGAGUGUUUGGAUGAUUGAAGUCUGAAGACAUAUCACUGCUCAAUUCAUUUCAAAGGUUGUGCUUUCCCUUGACCAAUGUGGUACAUGUUACAUAUCGAAAUAUCAAUUAUCUCCCUUCCAUGACAUUAUUAUUUCAUUUGCAUUUAUAUGAUUGGUUCGGCCGUUUGUGCAUAUUUUAUCACUCCUUAUGUACAGUGAUAAAUCAUCUCCAUAGUAAAAACUUAAAAACAACAACCAGUGCUGUGUUUCCAUUAUAAUGUAGCGACAGAAAAAUUAUAUGGCAGUCAUCCAAAUGGACAGAGGUUUUAAACACUAAUGUGCUUAUAUCAAAAGAAAACACGCUAAUUUCUGAGGUCAUAUCGUAGUUGUGAAUAUUGGAACAAUUGCUGCUGGCGUUUCUUAAAUAUUAUUCUUAGGCGCCCACGUCGCCAAGGCGGCUAUUAUGUACCCAGAGGGUGUAAUUCGUGUCCUGUAAAUAGCAUUUUUGUUUUAGUUAUUCAACUGUGACGUAUGUACGUAGUGCGAAAAGAAUGUUUAUACUAUUUAUUUAGUUUUUUUUUGGUUAUGAAAUGUAUCGCUUAAUACAACAGUAGUUAUUUACUGUAGACACUGUGUUCUAGGUCACAUGAGAAGAGAAUCUGUAGAGGUGUUGGACAUUUUAAACAUUGGCUGGUCAGUUUUGACUGUAUCGCUACAUAAAAAAAUUACAGUACAAAAGCUAAUUAGUGAAAGAACAUUAGUGAAUCAUUAUCAGUGAGACAUCUUGGGAUUGGCAGGCUUUCAGUGAAACUCAUCAGUGAAACAUGUGUCUAUCUUUACCUUAAUAAGCUAUUAGUGAAACAUCAUUGUAGCUAGAUAGAGUAUUAGUGAAACACUUUUCUACCUUGAUAGGCUAUUAGUGAAACACUUAUCUACCUUGAUAGGCUAUUAGUGAAACACAUUUCUUCCUUGAUAGGAUAUUAGGGAAACACAUUUCUACCUUCAUAGGAUAUUGGUGAGGUUCAUUCGUAGCAUGCUAUUAGUGAAACAUCUAUCUCUGAUCUAGAACAAAUCAGUGCAUUGAAUUUGGUUGCAUAAGUUUGAAUACUACAGAAUGCAUUGUGACUUUCGGUUUGUUUUUAAGACAAAAAGAUACUAUGUGACUGUAUUUAUGUACUUAAAGACAUGAGAAAAAGAACUGGAUAUUA
Messenger RNA from Biomphalaria glabrata, 5202 nucleotides. RefSeq lists its product as uncharacterized. Gene Ontology annotation, molecular function: transcription cis-regulatory region binding; nuclear receptor activity; protein dimerization activity. The transcript has 12 exons. NCBI's taxonomy places the organism in Eukaryota, Metazoa, Mollusca, Gastropoda, Planorbidae. Gene Ontology annotation, biological process: regulation of transcription by RNA polymerase II. Gene Ontology annotation, cellular component: nucleus; aryl hydrocarbon receptor complex. The coding region runs from base 635 to 3418 and encodes 927 amino acids. The record is from RefSeq and is a predicted model, not a curated record.